GUGAUCGGCGACCGCGUACACUGUACUGUCAAAAUGAAGCGUCUUUUGUCAUUGUGUCUAUUAUCUCUGGCUGUAAUUGCUACAGCACAAGAAAAAAGUCUCGACAAAUAUCUUCACGAUGGAAACAAUCAACUCACUGCAAAAAUGUUCUAUGAAGUAGUGAAGUCCAAGCCUGAUGAAAGCGUGGUUCUGUCCGCUUACUCUGUUAUGACGCCGCUCGCACAACUCGCUCUUGCCUCAGUUGGAGAAUCACACGACGAACUGCUCGAUGCUAUCGGAAUGCCUAAUGAUAACAUAACCAAAGCUGCGUUUUCGUUUGCGAGGUCAGAAUUAAGAUCAACAAAAGGAAUUACUUUGAAUACUGCUAGUAAAAUCUAUGUGGCUGAAAACUACAAAUUAAAUGCUGAAUUUGCAUCCGUCAGCCGAGACACGUUUGGUUCAGAAGUACAAAACAUUAAUUUUAAUAUGCAACAAAAAGCCGCCGAUGAAGUCAAUACUUGGGUCGAAAAUCAAACUAAUAAACGCAUUAAAAAUUUAGUAUCACCAGAUAGCUUAGACGAUGACACUCGAGCGCUUCUAGUCAAUGCGAUUUACUUUAAGGGAACUUGGAAAAAACCUUUCGACAAAGAUGCAACUUUAAACAAAGAUUUUUAUGUCACCAAAGAAACUGUAAAACAAGUCCCAACCAUGUACAACUCAGGCCAUUACAAAUAUGCGGACAGUGAUGAACUUAAUGCUCAAAUUCUUGAAAUACCAUAUGAAGGAGACGAAUCUUCAUGUGUUUUUGUAUUACCCCGUGAAAUAGACGGUAUUAAACAAUUAGAAGAAAAACUUAAAGAUCCGACAGUACUUGAUAGGAUCACUCAGGAUAUAUAUCCACAGGAAGUAGAAAUUUUUCUUCCCAAAUUUAAAAUCGAAACUACAACCAAUUUAAAGGAAAUUCUGCAAAAGAUGAACGUCAAAAGGCUGUUUUCACCACAAGAAGCUAAAUUAGAUAAUCUCAUAGAAAACACUGGAGAUUUAUACAUAGAUAAAGCUAUUCAGAAAGCAUUUAUUGAAGUCAAUGAGGAAGGUGCAGAAGCGGCUGCAGCAAAUGGUUUCAGCGUUACCUUAGUAUCUUUAGUUGAGAUACUCCCUCGCAAACUGUUCAAGGCCGAUAGACCUUUUUACUUUGUAGUAAAAUCUGGAUCACUAGCUCUAUUUAAUGGAGUAUUCCGGAUACUUUAUCUGGCUGUCCUUACUGCGGCUCAGGAGAAAAGUCUCGACAAAUACCUACAUGAUGGCAAUAAUAAAUUCACCGCAAAAUUGUUCUACGAAAUAACGAAAUCAAACCCAGAUAAGAGUGUAGUUCUCUCCGCUUACUCUGUAAUGACUCCGCUCGCGCAGCUCGCCCUAGCCUCAGUCGGAGAAUCCCACGAUGAACUGCUCGAUGCAAUCGGAAUGCCUAAUGACAACAUAACUAAAGCUGCAUUUUCAUCUGUGAACUCUAAACUUCGGUCAACAAAAGGAGUUACGCUGAAUACUGCUAGUAAAAUCUACGUGGCUGAUAAUUAUAAAAUAAAUGCGCAAUUUGCUGCCGCCACCCGAGACACAUUUGGUUCAGAAAUCCAGAACAUUAACUUUAAACUGCAAAAAGAAGCCGCUGAUGAAAUCAAUACAUGGGUUGAAAACCAGACUAAUAAUCGCAUCAAAGAUUUAGUAUCACCAGAUAGCUUAAACGGUGAUGCUAGAGCGCUUUUAGUCAAUGCAAUUUACUUUAAGGGAACUUGGAAAAAUCCUUUCAAAAAACAUGCAACUCAAGAUCGAGACUUUUAUGUCACCAAAGAUGUUGUGAAACAAGUUCCAACCAUGCAUGGGAAAGAUAAUUACAAAUAUACGGACAGUAAAGAACUUAAUGCUCAGGUUCUUGAAAUACCUUACGAAGGAGAAGAAUCGUCGUGUGUUUUUGUGCUACCGCACGAAAUAGACGGUAUUCAAGAAUUAGAGGAGAAACUUAAAGACCCAUCAAUACUCGACAAGGUCACUGAGAACAUGGAUAAGGUUGAAAUAGAAGUUUAUCUUCCUAAGUUUAAAAUCGAGACAACAACCGAUUUGAAAAAAAUUCUACCAAAGAUGAACGUCAAAAGGCUGUUUUCACCACAAGAAGCUAAAUUAGAUAAUCUCAUAGAAAAUACUGGAGAUUUAUACAUAGAUACAGCUAUUCAGAAAGCAUUUAUUGAAGUCAAUGAGGAAGGUGCAGAAGCGGCUGCAGCAAAUGCGUUCGGCGUAAGAUAUUUAUCAGCAGCUAUCGCUCCUCUUCGAUACAAGACAUUUAAAGCAGACCAUCCAUUUGUAUUUUACUUAUACAGCGGAAACAACGUCUUGCUUAGUGGUGUUUUCAACCAAUAA
This is a messenger RNA of Melitaea cinxia (Glanville fritillary), 2388 nucleotides long. RefSeq lists its product as uncharacterized. Lineage: Eukaryota; Metazoa; Arthropoda; Insecta; Lepidoptera; Nymphalidae. Gene Ontology annotation, molecular function: serine-type endopeptidase inhibitor activity. The record is from RefSeq and is a predicted model, not a curated record. Bases 34 to 2388 code for a protein of 784 amino acids. The transcript has 17 exons.